Molecule: messenger RNA, 1416 nt
Organism: Fraxinus pennsylvanica
Lineage: Eukaryota; Viridiplantae; Streptophyta; Magnoliopsida; Lamiales; Oleaceae
Source: the annotation of a GenBank genome assembly
AUGCCUGGACUAACUGCACCUUCUGAUUAUUCACAAGAGCCACCUCGCCACCCUUCCCUUCUCAUUAAUUCCAAGGAGCCCUUCAAUGCUGAACCACACCGUUCAGCUUUGAUUUCGUCUUACAUUACGCCAGCAGAUUUCUUCUAUAAGAGAAAUCAUGGGCCAAUUCCAAUAGUUGAUGACAUAGAGAGAUAUAGUGUUUCUGUAACUGGUCUAAUCGAGAACCGAAAAGAGCUGUACAUGAAAGACAUUUGGAAGCUACCCAAAUAUAAUGUUACUGCCACUUUACAGUGUGCUGGCAAUAGAAGAACUGCCAUGAGCAAAACUCGCAAGGUUAAGGGAGUUGGAUGGGAUAUUUCUGCUAUAGGAAAUGCUAUAUGGGGUGGAGCUAAAUUAGCAGAUGUUCUUGCGCUGAUUGGAAUUCCCAAGUCCUCACGGAUAACACCAUCUGGAGGAAAACAUGUAGAAUUUGUAAGCAUUGACAAGUGUAAGGAAGAAAAUGGAGGCCCUUAUAAAGCAUCAAUUCCAUUAAGUCAGGCCACAAACCCCGAGGCUGAUGUUUUACUUGCUUAUGAGAUGAAUGGAGAGCCUCUUAACAGGGAUCAUGGAUACCCGCUGCGGGUGAUUGUCCCAGGUGUCAUUGGUGCUCGUUCUGUCAAAUGGCUUGAUUCAAUCAAUAUCCUUGCAGAAGAAUGCCAGGGAUUCUUUAUGCAAAGGGAUUAUAAAAUGUUUCCACCUUCAGUUAAUUGGGAUAAUAUCAACUGGUCUACGAGGAGGCCACAAAUGGAUUUUCCUGUCCAGUCUGCAAUAUGUUCUCUGGAAGAUGUAAAUGUGGUAAAACCCGGAAAGAUAACUAUCAAGGGUUAUGCCGUAUCAGGAGGUGGACGUGGCAUAGAGAGAGUUGAUUUGUCCAUCGAUGGUGGCAAAACCUGGAUGGAAGCCUCUAAAUUUCAGAAAGCUGGCUUUCCUUACAUCUCUGACGAUUCAGGUAGCGACAAAUGGGCAUGGGUGCUUUUCGAGGUUGAGGCUGAUAUCCCAUGGAUUGCUGAGAUUGUUGCUAAAGCGGUGGACACAGCUGCAAAUGUGCAACCUGAAGAUGUAGUAGUUAUUUGGAACUUGAGAGGGAUACUGAACACCUCAUGGCACCGAGUUCAUGUUCGGCAAUAUGAUGUUGCUAAGGAAGACACCAACUCAAGGUCCUCGUACUCUUUCAUUACAAUGCUCAGUAGCACGACAGGACUCAUGUACCCGUUCAUUGCCACUGGAAAAUGUGAAUACCAGUCGCAAAAAAGCUGUGCAGAUGUUCAACAAACAAUAAGAGAUAGAAGCAACAUACUAGUUUUAGCAACAUUAGCGUUUCUGCCUACUUGGCUUCCAGAAGCAUCUGCAGGCAGUUUACGGUUCAAAUAUCGAUAA